Molecule: messenger RNA, 1296 nt
Organism: Eucalyptus grandis
Lineage: Eukaryota; Viridiplantae; Streptophyta; Magnoliopsida; Myrtales; Myrtaceae
Product: DNA replication complex GINS protein PSF1
Exons: 7
Coding region: 244-837 (197 amino acids)
Biological process (GO): DNA replication; DNA strand elongation involved in mitotic DNA replication
Cellular component (GO): GINS complex
Source: RefSeq, a predicted model, not a curated record
GCGGUCUAUUUCGGAGUCUCCGUAAAUUCACCCGCCAAAAAAUUGAGAAACGCAUUUCGCCAUCUUCUCUCGCGCAUCCCUGUCGCAAAGCACGAUUCUUUUUCUUUGUCAUGCCGGUUUUUGCCUAGAUCCUGAAUCAAGAUUGCUUCUUUCGAGCGCGCUUUCGCGUCUGAGCUCAGAUCCGGAAGAUUUCCUGGGGAUUGUGAAAUAACUGAAUUGUGAGCUUCUGGCAGCUAGAGCGAGAUGUACGGGAGAAAGGCGAGCCAGUUGGUGAGAGAACUCACUGGCGGUGAGAAGGGGCAGCUCAAGGCUUUUAAUGAUGACUUAUUUAAUCAAGUAAUUAAAGAAUGUAGUUCACAUCAUGUUGGGCUUCAGGCCUUGUUCAGGAAUAUGCAGGAAGAAGGCUUGGAUAUCCAAACAACCAGAAAUGCAGAUUUCUAUGGUGCACUGAUUCAUCAUCUUUCUCUGACUCGAAAUAAACGCUGCCUAAUGGCAUACAUGUACAACAGAGCAGAGGUUAUUAGAAGUUUGAAGUGGAAGUUAGGGCGUGUGCUUCCCAAUGAACUUGUUACAAAGUUAAGCAACUCUGAGAAGGAGUACUUUAAGGGUUACUCUGCUGCUCUGGAUGCAUAUAUGAAUGAAAUGAAUCUGGAUUUGACAGUGGAUAUGGUGCCACCGAAGGAUCCCUACAUUCAGGUUAGAGUUCUUGAUGAUAUUGGUGAAGUGUUGCUCACGGACCGGUCUGCCAAUCUUGCUCGCUACUCGAUGCACUUUCUCAAACGAACUGACGCUGAACAAUAUAUUUGUCAGGGUUUAAUGGAGGAACUCUUAAGCUGACCAAUGGAAUUAACCCAGUCCAUGCACUCUCGAUGGGCAUCCACAGGCUCUCUAGCUGAAAUGUACUUGUAUUACGUCGCUGCUCUAAGCACGAGCUAAGCAGUUGGUGGAAGAACAAGCAGAAGUGAGUCAGAUCAGAAUACUGAUUAUCUUGCCUGGUCAGACAGCUGGACAUAGUAAACAACACCCAAGAGAAAAGAUCAGACAUGAUCGCUAGUUUAACUUGCAGAAAUAAGUGUAAAUCAUUCUAGCAAUGAAGAUGACAUGCCCAAUUUUUUUGCUAUUGGCUUUCAGCAAAAGAAUAUUAAUGGCUUUUUAGAUGUGGUAGAACUCAUUUAAGAGCCAGCAAAAAUAUGACUACCACAGAUGUACAAAUACAUGAAACUUUGGAUGUAUUUGAGAGUGCUGUUUGCAGGAUGGAUUAUGCAAUAAUGGGGAAUUAUUGUUUUUUUUUUUCUA